Messenger RNA from Penicillium bovifimosum, 1653 nucleotides. RefSeq names its product cyclin family protein. Lineage: Eukaryota; Fungi; Ascomycota; Eurotiomycetes; Eurotiales; Aspergillaceae. Bases 1 to 1653 code for a protein of 550 amino acids. The transcript has 4 exons. Gene Ontology annotation, biological process: mitotic cell cycle phase transition; regulation of cyclin-dependent protein serine/threonine kinase activity. The record is from RefSeq and is a predicted model, not a curated record. Gene Ontology annotation, molecular function: cyclin-dependent protein serine/threonine kinase regulator activity. Gene Ontology annotation, cellular component: centrosome; nucleus; cyclin-dependent protein kinase holoenzyme complex.
AUGGAUGCAAAGCCACUGCGGUUCCGAACGAUUGGGGACGAGAAUGCCCCACCGGUGGCUCUGCAGAACCAGAAGCAGACGGUCAUACACCAACGGAACAAGUCGAGCCCUGCUUUGGGUAUGAUGGCGCAAAAUCAUGCUGGUCGACGUGCUUUUGGAGAUGUUAGCAACAUUAAGGACAAGGUGCGGGCUAGUCGAGAUGACUCUAGCGUUGGAGGAAAGUCUAUGGCCACUGAAGUGAAAGGUCCGGGUUUGUCUCAGCCGGCUCAGCGGCCGACGUCCCUAUCGGGAAGCAGGGUCGUUCUCAAUAACAUAUCCACUCUCAAACCUAUGAAUCCUGCCGGCAAAGCUCAACCUGUUCACAAGUCCAAGAGGACCAACGCUGUCUACAAAGACCAACUUCACACUGUCCCCGAAAAGGAUACAUCCAAGGAAUCACGCACCGAUACAGAGAUCAAGUCCCGUCAGCCCGUCGCCGACGACAAAACACGCAACUCCGCUGCCAGUGCAGUCCACUCAAAGGUGCUGAGUGGGGAUCUUGCCAACAUCAUCGAGUCUGAUGCUACUGUAUCUGAGACCGAAGAACUCAAAGACCACACGCAAGCCGAGGAACCUGUUUCAGCGAUGUCGGAGCCCGAAGAAUGGGAUGGAGACGAAACCAAAUAUCACCUUGCGCCCUCCUACCAAACCGAUGGAACUACCGCUCGUCUAUUCCCGCGCAUGAGCGAUGUGACCUUCCGCCAGAUGAUGCAGGCGAAGGCUAUCGUGGAAAGCCAGCUGACCGAUGAAGACUAUUAUGAGGACCUGUUGGAUACCACCAUGGUUGCCGAGUAUGACUCCGAGAUCUUCCUUCAUCUGAGAAAGCGCGAGAUCGAAAUGCUACCCGUUGAAGAUUACAUGGCACGUCAAAGCGAACUUCAAUGGUCGAUGCGCUCCGUCUUGAUGGACUGGCUCGUUCAAGUUCACCAGCGCUUUAACCUGCUCCCCGAGACCUUGUUCCUCACGGUCAACUAUAUUGAUCGUUUCCUGUCCUACAAGGUUGUCUCCAUGGGAAAGCUGCAGCUGGUUGGUGCCACCGCACUCUUCAUUGCAGCCAAGUUUGAAGAAAUCACAGCCCCUUCUGUGCAAGAGAUUGUCUACAUGGUCGAUGGCGGCUAUUCCGUGGAUGAGAUCCUCAAAGCCGAGCGGUUCAUGCUCAGCAUUCUCAACUUUGACCUGGCAUGGCCGGGCCCGAUGAGUUUCCUUCGUCGUAUCAGCAAAGCUGAUGAAUAUGACCUUGAAACUCGUACCGUUGCGAAGUACUUCAUCGAGGUGGCGAUCAUGGAUGAGCGGUUCGUCUGCACCCCUCCCAGCUUUGUUGCGGCUGGGGCUCAUUGCCUGGCUCGUCUGGUGCUCGAAAAAGGCUGCUGGACACCAGCCCACGCCUUCUACAGUGGUUAUCUCUACUUCCAGCUGAUGCCGGUGAUGAGAACAAUGAUGGAGUGCUGUGAGAAUCCCUCACGCCACCAUUCAGCCAUCUUCGCAAAGUAUUCGGACCGCCGGUACAAGUGUGCUUCGUUGUAUGUCGAAUCCGAGUUUCAUUUGACCUUCGAGUUGCCCGAGGUCGAUGAUCUCAAUAAUCCGAAACGCUGGAAUGGGCUUGCCAACUUCUAA